Molecule: messenger RNA, 696 nt
Organism: Colius striatus (speckled mousebird)
Lineage: Eukaryota; Metazoa; Chordata; Aves; Coliiformes; Coliidae
Gene: ZC2HC1B
Product: zinc finger C2HC-type containing 1B
Exons: 8
Coding region: 1-696 (231 amino acids)
Source: RefSeq, a predicted model, not a curated record
AUGGAUCAGAUAUUUGGAAAGGAGUUAAGUGAAACAACUGCCCGAAGUGGAGAACUGUCUCCCUGUACAACCUGUGGAAGAAGUUUUGCACAAGAUGCUCUGCUGAGACAUGAGCCAAUAUGCAAGAAAGUCUUCAACAAGAAGCGCAAGCCCUUCAACUCUUUGAAGCAGAGACUGCAAGGAACAGAAAUCCCUACUGUGAAGAGGCAGCCUCUGCAAAAGAAACAACCAGGGAAGAAAUCUAACUGGAGGCAGCACCAUGAGGAUAUUAUUAACGCUAUUCAAUCAGCCAAGCAGGUCACAAAAGCUCUGAAAGAGGGCCGUCCUCUUCCUCCUCCUCCCCCACCAAGCAUCAACCCAGACUACAUUCAGUGUCCACACUGCUCACGAAGAUUUAAUGAGGCUGCAGCAGGGAGGCACAUGAAGUUUUGUGAAGAACAAGCUGUCCUCCGUGCCUUUGCCGCGAAGACCACCGGACCAAAGGCUUCGGGCAAGGAACCAGUGACUCAGAGAAAACCUCCAACCUUAACCUCUGUGCCAGUGCCUCAGAAGAGAGUACAAGAAGGAGCCAGUACAGACAAACCUAGGCCAGAGGGCUCUCCAGGAAUGCUGCAGAAAACCAGAAAAUCUGUGGGUGUAUCUGCCAGAAAAAAAGCUUCAGGAGAGUCUGGCAGCUCUAUUUCAAGUAAGCAGUGA